This is a messenger RNA of Penicillium soppii, 2472 nucleotides long. Its product is annotated as putative glutaminase. The transcript is spliced from 5 exons. The coding region runs from base 1 to 2472 and encodes 823 amino acids. The record is from RefSeq and is a predicted model, not a curated record. Lineage: Eukaryota; Fungi; Ascomycota; Eurotiomycetes; Eurotiales; Aspergillaceae.
AUGAAACUCUUGCCCGUCGUUCUGGCCGCUGUCUUUCAGGCAGUGGUCAGUACCGCAUCUACUCUCACUCCACCCGUCAUUCCCUUGGCUGUUCGAAACCCCUACCUAAGCACUUGGCUGGCGAAUGCCCGAGAUGUACCCUGGUCUCGCUGGCCUAUGUUUUGGAACGGAGACGAUGUCGGCCUUGCGGUGAUGGCUCACAUCCCGAGCAAGGGGGGCCGUCUAUCCUCUUUUGGUCGAAGGCCAGGUAUGAGCCCCAAGUCCUCAUAUUUCCUGGUAUAUUCGACGCUAAUAUCUCAUAGCUACAAGAUCAAGUUCCCAACAUAUCUCGGUACCACAUACGAUGCAUCGACAACUAACCUUACGUACCACAUUGAUACUGGCUCCGUCGAUCCCCUGAACAUUACCAUCUCAUUUCUCUCGCCAAUUACCCCAACUUCCACUCUGCGCCAGUCGAUUCCAGCAUCGUACGUUACAAUCGAAGUUCAAGGCGAUGUUGACGUGAACGUUUAUAUGGAUGUCGAUGGCCAGUGGGUCAGUGGAGAUGUUACAGCUAACAUCGAAUGGAAACGGGACAGACUUAAGACCGAGAACGAAGAGCCUCGUCUUCAACGGUGGCAGGUGCGCAGAGAGACGGAGCAGUUGCUAUCUGAGCAUAAUGACCAUUCUGAAUGGGGCGCCCUCCAUUUCACUGGCCCUACAGAUUUGAGAUAUGAGUCUGGAUCAGAUCGUGAUGUGCGCCGGGGCUUCGCCAGCACUGGUGCGGUGCGCAACUCCAAUGAUAAGAAAUUCCGCGCUGUUCACGACCAAUGGCCGGUUUUUGCGUUCUCCCAAUCCUUCAAGCUUGGUCACUCGCACAAAAGCUAUGCAGACAGUGUCACCUUCACUCUUGCUCUCAUCCAAAUUCCCGUUGUGCAGUAUGCUUCCUCGCGGGGACUCACUUUAAUGCGACCCUUGUGGGAAUCAUGGUAUGGGACUGCUGAGGAGCUCUUGAACUUCCAUUACAACGAUUUCGCAGCUGCUAGCUCUAUGGCAGCCAACUACUCACAGCAGCUCGCGGAUGAUGCAUACCUUUCAGGUGCGAAUGAUUAUGUUGAUAUUGUUUCGCUUUCUGCGCGCCAGAUUAUGGGUGCAACCGUCUUUGCAGGAACUCCUGAUGACCCCAUCCUGUUCCUCAAGGAAAUCUCCUCGGAUGGAAACCUCCAGACAAUUGAUGUGAUCUAUCCAGCAUUCCCAUUCUUCCUAUACACCAAUCCCCGGUGGUUGUCAUACCUUUUGGAGCCUCUGAUCGAGCAUAUGCUCAGCGGACAGUACCCUAACACGUAUGCGAUGCAUGACUUGGGCACGCACUUCCCUAAUGCCACUGGUCAUCCUGAUGGAAAGGACGAGAAGAUGCCGGUGGAAGAAUGCGGCAAUAUUCUCAUUAUGGGGUUGGCUGUUGUGAACUCGCUCCGAUAUGAAGUCUCUACAGAGUCCUCAUCUAUCUGGUCAACCUUGGGCUCACCCUCAUCAGGGAUUGGAAGCAAAUCUCAGGGAUUGUUUCAUCUCAAUGACCAACAAGUUCUCGAUGGAAUUGCUCAUCAAGAUAGCAAAUGGGGUGGUGGCAAGGAAGGCCAGAAAUUGGCCGAACAAUGGGUGAAGCGAAGCUAUACCCUUUGGAAACAGUGGACCGGGUAUUUGGUGGAUUUCGCCCUUAUGCCUGAGAACCAGCUCUCCACUGAUGAUUUUGCCGGUCCCUUGGCUCUCCAGUCAAACCUAGCACUUAAGGGAAUUAUUGGCAUCAAUGCUAUGAGUAAGAUUGCUGCUAUCGCUGGAAAUCCUGCCGACGCCGCAUAUUACAAGAAAAUCGCUAGUGACUAUAUCGCAAAAUGGGAAAAGUAUGCCACAUCUUGGGAUGACACCCACAUCAAGCUUUCUUACGACUGGGCUGGUUCUUGGACGACGCUGUACAACCUCUACGCCGAUGCCCAACUCUGCUUCCACCUCGAAAACACCGAUACUAACUCCCCUGGCUUUGUCCCCCGCCACAUUUACCAGAAACAGUCGGUCUGGUACGACCAUGUCCGCCAGAAGUUUGGUCUUCCUCUCGACAGCCGCCAUCUAUAUACCAAGACCGACUGGGAGUUCUUCUCCAUGGCCGUUGUCGCCAAGCCUGUCCGAGCCGAGAUCCUCGACGCUGUUGCCCUCUGGGUUAACCAGACCGCCAGCAGGGGUCCCUUCACGGAUUUGCACGAGACUGAGGGCACGGGAGAUUAUGCUCAGGGUACGCAGUUCCGUGCUCGGCCUGUGAUUGGUGGCCAUUUUGCUUUCCUGGCAUUGGAGCGUGCUUGUGGGGGUCGAGCUAUGCCUGGCCUUGGUUUCCUAGACGAUGUUCAGGAUGAGCUCAUGGCCACUUGGACCAAGAGUGCCCAGCUCGCUGCGGAGGAGUUUAAAACCCCUGCUGGUCAUCGCCACAGGGAGGGAGAGCUGUAG